GCUCACUUUGAACCGUAAACCUUCUGACAUUGCCCUUCAAACUGCCUAGGUAUCUAGAUAGGUUGCCCGUCACUUCAAGUUGCUUGAUUUAUAUAUCGUGAGAGACCGCGUCGACGUCCCUAUACGUCUUGCCCCGUGUUUCCUCUCUUUCUUUCCCCUUCUCUUUCUCUUUCUUCACUUAUCCCUUAUUUUCUUCCUUCUAUCUCCCCGGCUCACAUCCAAUCAGAGCUAGAGACCAAUGCUCGCUGGCCCCUUUUGACCUCAAGCUAGGAUAACUUUGAAAAUCAGUCAGGAGGCGUGAGGGGCCGCAUAUAGGUUUCGUUGCCAAAGUUCGCGUCCAGCGUCGGUUGGAUGGCCUAGCGUUCCAUUAUCCUGUCGAGCUGGCACGCAAGCAAUCAAAGCGCCGGCUAUUGGACUCGGCAUAAACUGGAGAGCCAUAGACCCUGGGAUACAAAGAAACUCGGCGAGGUUUGACGGGUCAGGCUGCGUUGGUUCCUUUAUGCUGAGUGCGGUUGAGGUCGUGCGACGUUCAGCGGCUUAGUCAUCAUGUUGACGUACAGAUCUGCUACUGCUACCUCCCCUUUGGCUCAAUCAUUCUUACGUGGUGCUUACGAUGCAGCACGACAUACUGGCUGUUCAAAGUUGUUGAAAUGUCCUGUAAGAUUUGACUCAGCACCAGCAAAAAUUUCGUCGUUGUCCAUCGUAGCGAGGGCGCGAAAAGGGCCGUUUGUACCAGGAGAUGCGCCAACAUACAGGGCAAACGGCGUGAAAUCGCAAAGUUUUAGAGAUAAGUUCGCAGCCACGGACUCGUUAAGGUUUUUAUCAAACACGACGGCAAGGUAUUUUGCUAAAGGGCAGGAUGAAGGGCGGGGGUCUCCAUCGGCACAACAAAUUUCAUCAGCAUCACAACCGCAACCGCAACCGAAGGGCAUCCGAAAGGUCUUGCCCUCCCUGACGGCACAUGAGAAUAUUUAUACUGUGCCGAAUAUUCUCACGUUUUCACGCCUCGUGGCUGCGCCCUUCAUCGGCUACGCCAUCCUCCACGACGCCCAUACGCUAGCGCUCGGCCUCUUCGCCUACGCAGGCGUGUCGGACCUUCUCGAUGGCUGGAUCGCGCGUCGCUGGAAGCUUCAGACUGUUGUCGGAAGCGUCGUUGACCCCAUGGCCGAUAAGCUUCUCAUGACCGUCCUGACUGUAUGUCUGGCCAUGCAGGGGUCAUUGCCUGUCUGGCUAGCAACUAUCAUUCUUGGCCGCGACGUGGGCCUCGGCAUAUCAGCCAUCUAUUACCGCUGGAUCUCACUGCCGCCCCCAAAGACGUUCACAAGAUACUGGGAUUUCUCACUACCAUCGGCUGAGGUGCGGCCUACAACUAUCAGCAAGUACAACACGUUCUUACAGCUCGGUCUUAUGGGCGCUACUAUGGUUGUACCUGUUGUGGCUGUGGAGGCUGGUAGUGCCAUGACUGUUUUUCAAUAUCUCGUAGCGACUACGACGGUGUGGAGCGGCCUAAGCUACGUGUUUAGCAAAGACGCAGUUAGAAUCCUUUCGGAAAAUAAAGAACGGAAACCGAAGGACCCCUAGAAUUUAUACACGUAUAGAUAUUAUUCAAGGGCUGUCUAGUCAUACGGGGAAAAAAGAGAAGAUUAAUAUCAACUGUCCCCAUUCAGUGACAGGUAAAGCCCUUGUUGCUAUCUGCAUAUUUUGUUACAAAUGCUUGUAUAUCCAACGAAUCC
Messenger RNA from Xylaria bambusicola, 1733 nucleotides. Its product is annotated as CDP-alcohol phosphatidyltransferase-domain-containing protein. Bases 547 to 1581 code for a protein of 344 amino acids. Gene Ontology annotation, biological process: cardiolipin biosynthetic process. Lineage: Eukaryota; Fungi; Ascomycota; Sordariomycetes; Xylariales; Xylariaceae. The transcript has 3 exons. Gene Ontology annotation, cellular component: membrane; mitochondrion. Gene Ontology annotation, molecular function: cardiolipin synthase activity. The record is from RefSeq and is a predicted model, not a curated record.